Messenger RNA from Chelonus insularis, 6234 nucleotides. RefSeq names its product connector enhancer of ksr (gene cnk). The record is from RefSeq and is a predicted model, not a curated record. The coding region runs from base 330 to 5792 and encodes 1820 amino acids. Lineage: Eukaryota; Metazoa; Arthropoda; Insecta; Hymenoptera; Braconidae. The transcript has 6 exons. Gene Ontology annotation, molecular function: protein binding.
AUGAAAAUGCGUAGCUUGUCUGAUAUUUGAAGAAGUAGGGGCAUCAUUUCUUUGAUUCAGUCCACUUUUAGACAGUGUAAAACUUUUGGAAAUGGAAAUAAAAUAAUUCUUUUGGACGUAAUUUACAUUUAUCCAAUUUUUCCUAGUGUUUUAUAUAUAUAAAUAACCUUCACACGCAUAUACAUUGCUUGUAAAUAAAUUUUUAUCGUUGUGUAUAUACGUAAUCCAGAUAUUAGCAAUCUAGGAUCUAGUGUGUACAAUAUUUACAAAGAUCACUGUUAACAAAAGAAAUCUCAUGUUUCGUGAUAUAUUAGUGAACAGUUCGGGUCAUGGCUUAUGUCAAUGUUGCAGAAUGGAAGACAGAACAAGUUUGUGAAUGGUUAAAAGGACUCGACAAUUCAGUGCUUCCAUACGUUCACAGUUUUACAAAUAAUCGAGUCAAUGGACAACAAUUACUCAGUUUGCGACCAGAAGACUUAGAACAACUAGGAGUGCUCAAAUUAGGACACCAAGAAAUAAUUAUUGAAGCUGUAGAAUAUUUAAGAAAUUUUCAUUAUGAGUUGGAUCGUGAAAAUUUACAAUUACUGGCAUUACGGCUUUCUUGUCAAGCUCACAGUUUACACAAUGAAUUGUGUAGACAAACUGGCUCUAAACCUCUUUCAACUCAAGCAUUAUCCGACGUAGUUGCUGUAAUGUCAGCUGUUAAACCAUUAGUACGUUGGCUUGACCGACCACCUUUUAGUGGACAAUUGGAAUACAAUGAUAAAAGAAACGAAUUAUUAAAAUUAUCAAUUGAAAUAGCGACUUGUGCUCAAAGAGAAAGAUUUGCAGUAAAACCUAUUGAAGCAAUAAGAAAUUCAUGUGGUCAAUUAGCUAAACUUGCUGAUUAUAUUAUUCAAGAUAUAUCUGAUCCUAUGAUUUUACAACCUUCUAGUUUAGAUUUGGCAACGUUAAAAAAAAGACCCGGAGAUGAAUUGGGUUUUUAUAUUUUACCAUCAUUUCAUGGCUCUCAUCAAAUUACUGAUAUCAAAUUCAGCUCUGCCGCACAUCAAUGUGGUAAAAUGGAAGAUAGUGACGAAAUAGUACAAGUUAAUUAUCAAACUGUUGUAGGAUGGGAAAGAAAAAAUGUUUUAGAAUUAUUCAACGAAUGCCCUUCAGAAAUUUUAUUAACAUUAAAACGACGUCCAAAGCAUACAAAAGUAUUUGGCCAAAUUUAUAUCAAACCAUAUCGAUUGCCUAGUAAUAAAAAAACUCCAUACACAACAAGAUGGCAACACAAUCUUCCAUCGCCAAGACCUGAAUUACUUACCAUACCAGAUUUUACUAUACCACUACCAAGACAUACGCCUAAAGAUCCUAGCCCUGAGCCGUCAAGUAUUAUAGAUACUGUCAAUAUGUUGAAUACAAUGGUUACAGAUAGUAGUGGAUCAGAUAGUGAAUCUGAACCAAAUUUAUCAGAACGCCUGUAUGCACCCAAACCUCGUAAUUUAGUUCAAAGACGAGCAACAAUAACAGGAGCAAGUCCAACUACCAAACAUGCUGUUGAUAUUGAGUUACUUUGGAAAGAGUUAAAACAAGAACAUAAUACAACGUUUCAGUUGCGUGAUAAAGCAGCUUCCUGUGCCCACGGUUUGGAUAAUGUGCCGUCAAGUAUACGUCCUCAAACGUGUUUGGGCAUUGAACCGAGUAAACGUAGAAAAAAAACUGAUGAGCCAGUAGAAGAAAAAAAAGUGCAGUUUAAUGAAAAAUUGAACCAAAUUAAAACGAAUUCAUUACCAAGUGGAUUAAUUGAAGAUGAAGUCAAUCAAGUGGUCUCAAAUGGUAAUGUAGAGGUUCAAAAAUGUAUUAAAAGUGAUACGGCAUUAAGCGUACAAAGCAAUAAUAAUGAUGACAAUGAUAAUAAUAAUAAUGGUGAUAUAGAAGUGCCUUCUACAAUAUGUAAAAAAAUAAGUAACACCAAUAAUCAUAGUAGUUCUGAUAAUGUGUGUGAAUCAGCUGUGGUAAAUCAGAGUUCGCAUACCGAUUGUGAACUAACUAAUAUAUCUUCUACUAACAUUGUUAAUUCUCAUUUAAAUAAUGUUAAUAAUAAUUCUGAAUUAAUGGAUGAAUCAAAACACGCUUUAAAUUUUUGUAGUAUUAUUACUAUUAACAAGACUGAUAAUGAUGUUAUUACGGAUGAUGAUAUUAAAAAAGAAAUCAUUAACACUGCUGAUAAUAAUAAUUUAAAGGAUAUGGAUGUUGAUUAUGAAGCAAAUUUAAUAAGCAAUCUUGAAGGAAUAACAAAUGAAAAUAUUUAUGAAACAGAGGAAGAAACUGGAAUGGAUUUUUCGGAAAUGACAAAAUCUUCAAGUAUUAUAUCAGAUAAUAAAAUGUUUAAUACUUUAGAUUAUAAAAUUGACGAUAAACAAGAAUCUACUGAAAUAAUAAGCAAUCAUAAUAUAAAUAACAAUAUUAAUACUAUCAAUGAUGAUUUUAAUUCAAAAUGUAAUAUAAAUGGUAACGUAAUUGAAUCAUUAUUAGAUUCUAAAAAUUGUGUCUUAAAUCGAGAAAGCAGUGAAGACAAAUCUGAAUCAACUAGUAGUUAUUUAGAAAGUAUUUAUAGUAGUAGCAGUAGUAGUGAAGUUAAUACUUUAUUAAAAAUUGAAAAAAUUCAAGAUUCUAUAUUGCCGAAAUUAAAUGAGACAAAUAUUUCAAAAAAUCCAAAGGAUGAUUCAGAUAAAUGUACAAAUAUGCAAGUGCCUUUAGAUCAUUCAUCGCCGUUAAAGUUAGAUAAUAUUGGUAAAGCAUUAACUAUAAAAGAUGAAGGUCCACGGAUUGUUGAAAGAAAUACACCAACUAAAGUUAAGCAGACACCACCAGAACCACCACCACGAAAAUAUUUCACCAGACCUGCACCAUUAAGUGUUUGUUCUAGUAGUAAUUCUGAUAUGGAAUAUCAAGAAAAGCCUAAAAUUCCAGAUAGAUCAGACAUUCGGAAGAAAGAAAAAUAUAACGAAAGAUUUUUUAAUUAUGAAUCGAUUUCAAAUUUUCAAGAAAGUGACAGUUAUGAUAUUUUUCAUAAUCCGAAAACAUCCAGGGAUACAAUUAAUGGAUCAACGUCAUCAAUGAGUGAUCAUGUAUCCUUAGAACACAUUGACCAUUUAAGAUUACCAAGAAUGAGUGAAAAAAAAAUUCAUGACGAUAAAUCUAAUUAUGACAAAUAUCAAUUAUUUACUGAAAAAUUUGGAGGAUCAAUUAAUUCUACUAGCCCUAUUACACAAAGCUCAUCGCAAGAAUUUUUUUCAAGGCCUGUAGACUCACCUGAUGGAUCAGGAUUUUCGCGUCAAUCACAAACUACUCCAGAGUUGAAGCCUCGUACUCUUGAUAAAGACAAAAAUUAUGAUAAAGGAGUUGUUAAUAGAGCAAUGAUGGUAGCUAGAAGUAUUGGUUUACAUAGUAGCUCCAAGCUUUCAUCUGGUAGUCCUAAAAGUAGUCGUAAACGUAAUAUGUUACUAGCAAGAAGAAGAAAUGUUUCAGUAAAAGAUAUAGCUCCCGGUGAUUUAGAAGGAUGGUUGACUUAUAGAAGUAGAGGUGCUGGUGGUGCAUGGGCUCGAUCUUGGUUUAUUCUCAAAGGAUCAUCAUUAUAUCGAUUCAAAAAUCAAGAAAGUACCAAAUCUGAUUGUCUUAUAGUGUUACCAGGAUUUACAGCAUCUCAAGCAUCAGAAGUUAAAUCACGCAAAUAUGCAUUCAAAGUUUACCACACUGGAACGGUAUUUUAUUUUGCAGCUGAUGCAGAAGAUACAUUAACACAUUGGUUAGACUCGAUAAAUAAAGCAACUUUUGGAGUAGAUAGCCAUAACCGUACAAGUGGACUUUUUAGUGAAACUGAUGAAAGCGAUACUGAAACUAAAGUCAAGGUUAAAAGUGCAUCAACUUUGGAUUGUAAAAAUACAUUUGACAAAACAUUCGGAUCAUUAAAAAAAGUUGGAAGAAAAGAUUCAAGUGGAAAAAGUCAUGAGAGUAGUGGUGCAAGUUUAGAUCGAAAAUAUUUAAAAUUUUUAGGUUCUCGUACACAUAAUGUACCUGUUCCAACAGCACAAUUUCGAAGUUAUAGAAGAGUAUUACCAUCAUCAACUUCAAAUAAGAAACCAGAAACACCAAAAAACUCUCAAGAUGUUCGAGCUAAUACAGCAGGAAGCUCAUUUUUCAGUUUAUCAUCAUCAAAAAGUGCUAUGGAUGUACCAAACACUAGUCAGGAUAUGGGUGACUACCGUCAAACCACAGACAGGUUGCUGAUUAAUCGUAAUCGUCGACCAGACGAUCUUCGUGGAUUUGUAACUUUGGAAGAAUUUAUGCUUUCUCAUCAAAGUGAAAAUCAACGUAUGUUGAACAACAAUGGCUCGACUUCAUCACCUACUGCAUCAUCAAGUCACGAUCAUUUUAAUUAUCAGCAUAGAAGCGUCGAAGACAAUAAUAUUAUUUAUGGACAAAGUAGUAGUUUUAAAAAUGGGUCUGUCAGUAACGGUAUGAUUUACGGGCACCCAAGAAAUGGAGAAGAGUUACCGAUUAAUACUAACAGGACUGCUUAUGAUUAUCAUCCACGUAAUUUAGAGGAUAGAUCAAUAAAUGAAAAUCAAGUAAAUAGUCCCCAUGAGCAAAGGGUAGAUUAUAAUUCAGCUGUUGACAAGGCUAAUGAAUUUAGUGGACAGCCAUCUCCGGUACCGAGAAUGAUCAUUGAUUCUACAAAUAAACUCAUAAAAAGAAUUCAUGACAAUGCAAGUUAUUAUCCAGAAGUAGCAAAAGAGGAUAAAUUCAGUUUAUUAGACAGUACAGGAUCACACAGAACUCGUACUAAUACAAAUGAUUCUUAUCACUCUCGAAAUGAAUUUACAAUUGAUAAUAGCUUUCGGAGUUCAAAAUUUUUAAGAGAUUCUAAUAGGAAUGAUUUAGCAGGUGUUACACAACCACCACUAAGACGAUAUGUAAAAGAUAAUGGUUAUUCAGGGUCUAGUGGCGAUUUGAGCUGCUGUACAUCAUCAGAAACACUUCAGCGUGCAAAAAAAGAAGCUUCCGUUAGUAGAAAAGCAAGUUUCAAUCUUAAUGAUCGACGAUGUAGUUACUUUCCACCUGAGAGACAUUGGAUGGAUUCACUGAGACGAUCGGAUAAGAAAUCAAGUUCGAGUGAAAUAUCUCGACUAAAAAAUGUGGCACAAUACCAGCCACCACCUAUUCCAUCUUCACCAUUUGAUCAAGAAGGUUCUAUGCGAGCGGCAUUUGAAAUGCAUCUUGAUAAAAGUGAAAAUGUACAAAAAACCAGUAGAUUAAAGAGUUUUUUCGGCAGCAAAAGUCCUCAAAAAUCAACAUCUGAUUCUUCCAGAGAAACUCAGAAAACGCUUUUAGGUUCCCCCAGACUUCACAGGGCAUUAUUCCGUGAUAAAAAUACCAACCAACGUUCCAAAGCAGUUGGCCAAUGUUCUAAUGAUAAUUCAAUUAACCAACCGUCCAAUUCUUAUAAUAAAUCUAAUCAAAGCUUCAGUUCAACUAAUGACUGGAAUCGUCAUUUACCAGUCACCAGCAAUAUUCAAGAGUGUACCCAAACGUAUGAGAUGUGUCAGAAGAAAUCUUCACACAUAAAUGCCAAUUUAUUAAUGCCACCGACUCUGCCAUAUAUUCCUCCACCUACCUCACCACCACCAGAUGAUUAUCCAGGUUUAGAAUAUCCGCCGGUAUUUGAACCCGGUACAUAUUCUUUGUCAGACGCGUCUCUUCUCCGAAAUCGAAGUAAAAAAAAUCAAAGAGACAGUUCUGAAUAAAUCAACGUAGUAAUAAAAUAAACAAUUAGAUUUUCGCUACAUGAUGAAGAGCAUAUUAGAAUUACAUUGUGAUUUGAUACGGCAAUAAUAUAAAUUAUAUCGACAUUAAGUUCAUAAAAAGAUAUAAAUAAUAAUUUUGAAACAUGCUUGAAAAACAUAUUAGAAACUAAAUUAUCAAAACUGCAUAUUUUUUUUACUAAAAAUUUAUGAUUGAUAAAAAAUAAGGCAAACCGUCCUAUUAGUUUUCUAAUAUGAAAAAUGAUAAAAAUAUAAUUGCAACUCAUCAUUAUGUGAAAAUAUAUGCACGGAUUCAUAUAAUAUUAGAGAGUAUCGUACAAUAUUUUAAAUUAAACAUUUUAGGUAAAUAUUUACGAUAUUAUUAUUGUGGCCUUAUGUUAUUUAUACUAAUUUCAUAAAAUAACAUGAAUUACUUUAUACAAGU